Messenger RNA from Penicillium brevicompactum, 4005 nucleotides. RefSeq lists its product as uncharacterized. The record is from RefSeq and is a predicted model, not a curated record. The coding region runs from base 1 to 4005 and encodes 1334 amino acids. The transcript is spliced from 4 exons. Gene Ontology annotation, molecular function: ATP hydrolysis activity; protein binding. NCBI's taxonomy places the organism in Eukaryota, Fungi, Ascomycota, Eurotiomycetes, Eurotiales, Aspergillaceae.
AUGCAGAUUGGUUAUAGUCCCGGUGAUAUUUAUACCUGCAUCAGGCUUGCGAACGAUCUGCGGAAACGAUUCAAAUAUGCGCCGUCGCAGUAUAGGAUCAUUUCUGAGGAUGCGAUAUUAGACUUACGCCAGAACAGAGUCGAAACAUUAUCAAAUAUGUUCCAAUCUAUAACAGCGGAGCAUCAUGAUCAUCAUUUGAGUGAACAGCAAAAAGGUACUCUCAGUGACAUUACAAAAAGAUGCCAACUUCUCCUGGGGGAGAUUCGAAAGAAACUGGACUAUUACGCGGAAUUUGAUGGCACCAAGAAUUUCCGCGGCGCAGUGCAGCUAGUUUGGAAGCGCUUUUUAUGGGACGAAACAGAAGUCACAGAAUUUCGAGAACAGAUUAGUCAAAGGGUGAAGGACCUAACUCUGUUAUUGGCACACCUGAAUUGGUAUGAUCCUUGGCGAGGUUUGAGUUGGAUAGUUCUAACUAUAACUAGGCAAGGGAUCCAAGACACCAAAGACCUGACAAUUUCCAAUCGGAAAGGAGUCGAGCAGAUCGUGCAGCAUGUCAAUGAGAAGGACCGACUUGAUCUUAUGAAGUGGCUCUCUCCGAUUAAUAGUGCAGCAAAACAAGCGGAUACUUUGAAGCUUCGGCACAAAGGUACCGGGCGAUGGUUCCUCGAAACGGAUGAAUUCUCCAAUUGGUUCAAUCAAGCUCAAAAUCAAAGGGAACGACACACCCUUUUCUGUCAGGGUGCUCCGGGAACUGGAAAGACGCUGAUGAUAUCCACUGUGAUUGACGAACUCCGUCGUCGCAUACGGAAUGAUAGUACGAUCCGGUUGGCAUACUUCUAUUUCAAUUACCGUGCGGAAUUUACAAUUGAGGAAAUACUCGCCAACCUCCUUAAGCAACUUAUCCUGGACGCAAUGGUACCAUAUCGACUGAAGUCUCUCUAUGAGAGUCACCGGAAGCACGAAACUCAUCUUACCUUGGAGGAGAUCUUGGAGCUCCUGGAAUCUACAAUUUCGGAAUCUUCGAAGGUGUUUAUUGUCAUAGAUGCUUCGGAUGAAUGCCAAUUACCUCACAUCCACCAACAAGAAUUACUCGCUCGCAUCUCUGAGUUCCAAGAUAUUCACAACUUAGGCUUCCUGGCCACCUCCAGAGACAACCCAGACAUCUCAGACAUGUUCCCGAACUGUCCACGUCUUAGGGUUGAAGCAAAAGACACGGAUAUUAAAGCAUUUUUGGAAACCUCUUUAAAUCAUUUCCGUUGCGUCAAAGAGUCACCAGAUCUACGGGAAGAAAUACUCGCGGCAAUCAUAAAUGCAGCUGAUGGGAUGUUUCUCCUUGCCAGUCUACAACUCGGCUCCUUAGAAAAGCUGUCUCCAGAUGAGGUCCGCGCCCAACUAAACAAUCUCCCUCCGGGAUUAGAUGAGGCAUACUCAGAGACCAUGGAAAGGAUCAAAAGCCAAUCCCAUGAAAAUGUCCGAAAAGCCAAACAAGUCUUGCUCUGGAUAGCGUGUACAACCAGGCCAUUGAGCCCACAUGAAGUGCAGCAUGGCAUCGCUGUCAACGUCGGGGAAUCUAAACUUGGCAAAGGGAAACUCACCAAUAUAGAUGACCUGGUUUCCCUGUGUGCAGGUCUGGUCAGAGUUGAUGAGCAAACCGAUGUUAUUCGAUUGGCCCAUUACACUGCGCAGAAAUAUUUGGAGGACAAACGAGAAAGAUACUUUUCGGACGCGCACUCGCAAAUUGCCCAUAAAUGUCUCGCCUAUCUCUAUCUGGACAGCUUUCAAACAGAGCCUCCUGAGUCGCGUCGUGAAUACCUAGCUCGUCAAAAACAAUAUCCACUAUAUGCUGUUGAAGGGGUGGUCAAAAUAUUUCUUCACAAUCACCUCGCACUCAAGAACUCUCUUCAGGUUCUGCGGGGAGAUCGACUUUUCCCAAUAUAUAAGAACACAAUCUUGAGCAAGUUUUCGGCUUUGCAUUCCGCUGCGUGGUUUGGGCUUGACGAGUGCAUUUUGGAUCUUUUGACGGACAAAUCUGUUAUUGAUGAUAUAGACGAUGACGGACAGACUGCAUUGCACUGGGCUACCCGGAACGAGCAAAUCAGCACAGUCGAACUCCUCCUGCAACACGGUUCCAGCCUCAACUUGGUAGAUAAAGAAGGAAAAGGUGCGAUCCAUCAUGCUAUCAAUAAAGGGGAGGCACGUUUGCUUCGAGUUAUUGGUGACAAUGGUGCAAACCUGGAGCUUGCGGAUAACAGAGGUCAGACACCUCUCCUAAACGCAGUGGAGACCAUGGCAGUGGAAGCUACGCAGAUCUUAUUAGAGAUGGGAGCUGAAGUUGGGGCUUUAAACCUCAUGAAGCAGAAUGUUCUGCACUUGGCUGCCUUAGGUGGGAGGGAUGAUGCACUCCAGAUGAUAACCUUGCUUUUCUCCCACCACGAUUGUCCAGGCCCUGGUGUAAGCGACUUGGAUAACAUGACACCACUUCAUUAUGCUGUGGCCAAAGGUCACCAAAAGCUCGCCAAAUUGCUACUUCAGAAUGGAGCAGACAUAAAUCUUGGGAUCCACAGGAACUGCGCAGGCUACCCAAUGGGGAAUCACCAUACGACAGAGUGUACAUUGAAGGCCAGCCAAGGAAAACCCUCUUGCGAUCAUAACACUUGGGGCCUGACCCCGUUGCAUUUCGCUGCACUUGCAGGAAGUUCAACUAUGACCAAGUUUCUUCUCUCCGAAGGUGCAGAUGUGAAUGCGCGCUGCCAAUAUGGGGAUACCCCAUUGCAUCUCACUCUUCGCAAGGCUGUGUUGGAUCUGGACAGGACGCCCCCAUCAAGUCCUUUAGACUUUGUGUGUGGUAGCAUCCCCAGAAUACAAGAUGCGUGGUCUGACAAUAGAUGGAAGAUUGAGUGCCUGAAGGACUUAAUUGACGACCAUGAAAGCGAAGAAGUCGCCGAAAUAUAUGAUAGAAUCUCUGAAGAGCGAAUGAAGGUUCUUAGUUCCAUCGUGACGCACCCCGACAUCGACGUUAACUUGGGAAAUCUCAAUCAAGAGACCCCAAUGCACCUUAUUACUAUCGACCAACAUGAUUCUAUCGCUGUUUUUUCAGAGUUGGCUAAGAAGUCUCCACGGACGUGUAUUCGCAACAUGCAAGGACAAACGCCGUUACACAUUGCCUGCCUCAAAGGGGAUGAGAAGAUAGCGCGCCAAUUUCUACGCUUGGAUUCUUCAUCCGCAUUCGAGUGCGAUUUACAAGGGAACAACACUUUGCAUUGUGCCAUCCGCUCCGAAAACAAGAAGUUGGUAAAAGCGCUUGUAGCCCAUUUUGACAAGCAAGGUCGGAGCGCGUGUACCGAGGUGGAUGACAAAGGCAACAAUUUGCUGCACUUCUACCUUGAGGAACCGUUAUGCUUCCCAAGAAUGGUUCGUUUCCUUAUGGGUUAUGGAGUGAACGUGAACCUUCUUAACGCCGAAGGGGAUUCGCCACUCAGCAUUUAUUUACAGUCAUCCCAUUUGGGGAAUAAAAAGGAAAUGUGCCAGCUGUUGAUACGAAAAGGUGCUGACCCGCUAUGGAGAAACAGUCUGGGAGAAAACCUGGCUCAUGUCCACAUGCAUUCUUUCGUGGAGGAUUGCGAAGUUUUCCGGAUUUUGAAACAUUCCGGUGUCGAUAUAUUUUCCAAGGACCACAGCAACAAAAGCAUACUCCAUCACGCAGCAAUACAUGGUUCACUUGGCGAACAAGUAGUAGCCGCCCUGCAUGACUACCACGGCUCGGACCUUUAUCAGCCUGAUAUUGAUGGAAUGACACCGCUUAUAUACGCAGAAAAACGUGCCAGUGAACAGAUUGAAGAUGAGAAUUUCGCUCGCGAAGGCAGCCGAAUCACUCUAGAGUUCUUGGAAAGAUGGAGCGAAACGUUCUGGAACCCGAGGACAAGGUCAGAACGCUGUACGUUUAUAAUAUUCUGCUUCUCAUUUGGUAGUGACGAUACUGACUCAAGUUUAACACCAGAUGCAUGA